AUCAUGGAGAUUUUGUACCCAUCUCUAGGAAUAGUUGUUAUUGCAUAAACUCAGUUUUAUAUAAAAGGGUUAUGCCAAAUAUUAUUACCUGCACCUAUGCGUCUGAAUAGGUACCUAUGCAGAAGAAUUCAAAAUUUUAAAGAGAAAUGUCUUCAAUUACUUCUACAGAGUUAUCCAGAACUCAGGAGGAGUUGGAUAAUUCCAAAAUUACCAUUAAUUCCAACAACAGCAAAAUUAUUUUAGAAAAUAAUUCAUCUGAUGUAACCAUCUCCAAGUAUGAGGGGCCUGCUUCAUUUACCAAUUUACCUCAAACUUCAUCUUCGUCGGUAAUGAUGAAAACUCAAGUUUUACCAGUAGUAUACUUUCAAAAUUCUUCUAAAGUACCACUGUCAAGUGUUGGUAAAACGAACAAUGUCAUUGUGAAUAAUAUUUCACAAUUUCAGCUUGCAUCUCUGGCACCGAACACAAAUAGAACAACGACAGUUUCUACAGCUGGUACUGUAUCCUCAAAUCAGAACGUGAUUUUUACUACAGGGAGACCACAGUCUUUGGUAAUACAAAAGCCGCAGGGCAAUUUAUUGCCUGUGGUACCAGUACCUAUCAAUACGACUGCUACCAAAAUUGCAAGUGUUUUAACCGUACUUAAGCAAACUCAAAAAAGUAGCGAUUCUAUCGGUUCAAAUGUAAAUACUAUUCAGAUUAACAAAACUGAUAUAAACAAAUUGCACGAUUUUCCUGUCAUCAACAACAACAAUACCUUCAUUCAACCUCAAAAUUCAUCACAAAAAUUUAUUCUAACUCCAAUGCCUAAAUUAUCUUCAGGAGCUGCAGUCAAUAGUGUACAGUCGAAAAUAACGUUAUUACCCAUGCCUGUACCCAAUUCGGAACCAAUGGUCACCAAACAGCGAGUAUACAGUAAUAUUAAAAUAAGCGAUGGGCAGCUUCAAAGUGAUUCCACAAGUAUAACACUCAUGUGUGAUAAUCAUUCAAAUGAAAAUAGUAUGGAUGUGGACAGUAAUAGCGAGAACUUAGUGUGUGAUGAAGUGAUUGACUUGGACAGUUCAGAAAAAAAUGAUCUUGUUAACAAGUCAUACGAACUCAGCAUAACGGAAGAUUCUACCAGUUCCCAAAACGAGCUUCGCACUUCUGUAAUACUUUCUAGACCUCCUACAAAAGAGUUACCCAAGUUUUCAAAGCAUGGUGUGUCAAUUUUGAAAAAAAACUAUAGUUUUUCAGAGCGAAAAGUGGGAAAACCAAAUAGUUUGAUUAUCACCAACAGCACGAGCCCAAUUUCCGAAAGCAAGGAGAUAUCAGUAUCAAAACCAAGUACAAGUGAGACUGAAAGUGUGAUUGUAACUGUCCCUGCUCCCUCCAAACCAGAAAAAGAACGUAGGAGAAAAGCAAAUUUUUGUUACCGUAAAGAUUUUGAUGAGAUGGAAGUAACAUCCAACAACUCCUAUGGUCUGGAAACUUCUAGUAAACCUUCAUAUGAAAUUACAAAAUGUUCAGUAGUUACUGUAGAUGAACCCAAGAAGAAUCUCACUAGUGAAGUUGAAAUAGAGCUCAUAAAAGAAAAACCAACUCUUACGUCCGAGGAAUGUGAUCUCCACAAAGUUCUAAACUGGGAUGAUGGAAUCGGAACAUUACCAGGUACUCAAGUUAAAUUUAUUCUGAACGAGUUCAAUUUAGUUGAAUACAUCACUGAGGAAGAGUUCAAGGCAAUAAUUGAUAAACGUAUUGCAAAAGCAAAGGAAAAAAUGAAAACAGACUUUCCAGAAGAAAUGCGUUGUUUGCAAUGUGGUUGUUACGGUUUAGUUUCUGAUUUCAUAAACCCCAAAUUUUGUAGCUAUAACUGUCAGGAGUCUAAUGAAGCUAAAAGUAAAAAAGAAAAAGAUGAUAAAUUCAAAAAGAAAAAGAAGAAACUCAAAGAUCCAUCACCUGAAACUGAGAAAGAAGAAGAAAAUGAACCAGUAUUUCGUGAUUUUCUCCAAGUCAAGGCUUCCUCAUGCCCUUGGACUUGCAAGAAAAAGGGCUUCUCCUGGUCAAAAUACCUUGAACAUAUGAAAGUCAAAGCUGCUCCAGUAAAACUAUUUAAAGACCCCUUUCCUUAUACUAGAAAUGGGUUCAGACCUGGGAUGAAACUUGAAGGUGUCGAUCCUCAGCAUCCUUCCUAUUUCUGCGUUUUUACAGUUGCUGAAACUGUUGGAUACCGCAUAAGGUUGCAUUUCGAUGGAUAUCCCGACAACUAUGAUUUUUGGUGCAAUGCUGACAGUAUGGAUAUAUUUCCAGUGGGUUGGUGUGAAAAAUAUGGACAUGUUCUACAACCACCAGCUGGCUUCACUGUAGAGAACUUCAACUGGAUACAGUAUUUGAAGCAAACUAAGGCUGGUGCAGCACCAAAGCAUCUAUUUGCUAAUAGAGCUGGUCAGUCAAUUUGUCCUAAUGGAUUUAGGGUUGGUAUGAAACUAGAAGCUGUUGACAGGAAAAAUACUUCCCUAGUUUGUGUGGCGACUAUUCGAGAUAUGAUGGAUAAUAGGAUUUUAGUUCAUUUUGACAGUUGGGAUGACAUAUAUGAUUACUGGGCUGAUCCCACAUCACCCUACAUUCACCCAGUGGGGUGGUGUGACCAAUAUGGACAUAACCUCACUCCUCCAAACGAUAAGAAAUUAAAGAAAAUACAGAAAAAUGCUGAUGAAAAUCUCGAUAAAGACUACCCUAACCCAGAAUCUUUCUCCUGGGAGGUCUAUUUGAAAGAACGUAAAGCAGUGGCUGCCCCAGUGAGGGCCUUCAAACAGCGUCCAGCAUGCGGUUUCAAGCGAGGAAUGAGAUUAGAAUGCGUCGACAAACGAGUUCCACAGCUCAUUAGAGUGGCCACAGUCGAUGAUGUCAAAGAGCACCAGAUCAGAAUUCACUUCGAUGGUUGGAUAGAUAGAUAUAGCUAUUGGGUGGACGACGACAGUCCUGAUAUUCAUCCCAUGGGUUGGUGUCAAAAGACAGGGCAUCCACUAGAACCGCCAUUGACUCCAGAUGAUGUUUAUGAUUUCCUGGAAUGUCCAACUGUGGGCUGUAGGGGCGUUGGUCACAUUAAAGGCCCAAAGUUUGCAACACAUUCUGUAGAGAAAAACUGUCCAUAUGCAGAAGACAAUGUCGAUGCCGAAAAAGUAUUACCCGAUAGACUUCUUAGUCCAGACAAAAGCCCUGAAGCAGUGGUUCCUGUAUCUAGGGAACCCAAAGAAUGUAAAAUUAAACCGAGAGUUGGCCGCCCACCAAAGCGUCCCUGUCCGGAGUCGUCGAAACCUGUGGAACCAAGUGAAGAAAGUGAGGAACCUCCAAAAAAGAAGCCCAAGAGGGAACACAAAAAAAUAGUGAAACAGGAGAGCAUGGAAUCUCCUGAGGAAAAAGCUAAAAUCCUCAUAGAGCAGUCGAAACUUCUGCCUGCAGAGCGGGAAUCUUGGCACCAGCAUUCAGAAUUUCUGAAGAAAUACAUAAAGAGCGAAUCUGAUCCUCGAUUCUGGUCAAAUCGCGAAGUGGUGAAUUUUGUUUCCAGAAUUCCGUGUUGCGGUAGAGACUAUGACGUUUUUCGUAAUGAGAAAAUCGAUGGCGAAGCCUUUUUGUCGCUCAGUCAAAUAGACCUUCUCAAUUUAUUGAAAAUGAAGGUCGGUCCUGCUAUCAAGCUGUAUAAUAGUAUUGUAUUAUUGAGGCAUCAUGUGGACCAGAAGAUUUAUAUGUAAAGUGCAGUAAAAGUGAUAUUUUGAGACUGCUUGUUAUUUUAUGACUAAUGAUGUUGACUUUUUUUAAUGUAAAUUGUAUAUAGACAUUAUGAAGAAUAUACCUUUUAAUUUUUUA
Molecule: messenger RNA, 3846 nt
Organism: Leptinotarsa decemlineata (Colorado potato beetle)
Lineage: Eukaryota; Metazoa; Arthropoda; Insecta; Coleoptera; Chrysomelidae
Gene: l(3)mbt
Product: lethal (3) malignant brain tumor
Biological process (GO): negative regulation of DNA-templated transcription
Cellular component (GO): nucleus
Molecular function (GO): histone binding; zinc ion binding; chromatin binding
Source: RefSeq, a predicted model, not a curated record